Molecule: messenger RNA, 1272 nt
Organism: Cyclocybe aegerita
Lineage: Eukaryota; Fungi; Basidiomycota; Agaricomycetes; Agaricales; Hemipholiotaceae
Source: the annotation of a GenBank genome assembly
AUGUCUUCUCCUAUGAAAGUCGUUUUCCCGGCGCCACCUCCCACCACCAAUGAUUUGACUGCUCAGCAACGAGCACUUCUUGUUCGAAAGACGAAGAAGAUCGAGCAGCUUUUGGGAAGCACGCCGUUUUUAGUGGACGCGAUCGGUCCGAUCCAUAUUUCUUUACCAUCAACCCUCGGUUCGAGGAAUCGCUUUUCUACCAAGACCCGUCGCUCGUCACUCGAUUCCAGUUCUUCAAGCAGCUCUUGUGACGUGUCUCCCACCUGCUCGCCGGUCAAGCGGUCGCAUUCUUCCAUCUCGUCUUUCAGUUCCAUGCGUAACUCUGGUUCCCGUCGCCAACGACACAGCUCUUCCCCUUCUUUCAUCUCAACCAAGACCUCCGAACGAUGGCCGCAGGACACCAAGAUCCCCGUUCUCCGACUCGCGAUGAGGUCCUUGAACAUCGAGACCAUACCCGCAUCGCCUCCUCCAACCCGCACCUCAUUUUUCGCGCCUUCGUCCUCUCCAACCAGCUCCGACGAGGAGUUCAGCGUCCAGUUCCUCCCUGAUCCUAACGACCUCCCUUCACCUCGCAACUCCCUUGUGCUCAGUACAUUUACCAUUCCCUCCGAGAACAGCCUCCGGAAGCAGAAGAUGGACAGGCUUCGGAAGAAACUUGGGUCGGGCGUCCCCCUUCAGCUCGUCUUUCCCAAGGACGCAGCAUCCUCUGACUCCGAUAAUUCCCCCUCAUCCUCCGCGUCCGACUGUACGGAGUCCACACUCGUCGAGACGACCGCCCCUCUUUCUCCGCCGUCGGCAGGACCUAAGAAGCCGGCAGCCAGGAUAGCCAAGGCGCGUGACUCGCUCGUGGACUCUGCGCUCAUCCAUCGCGCGAAGCGACUUGUUGAUGGGCCGGCGACCGCCUCCCCUGCGAAGACACGCGCUUCACCUCCAGCGCCUCCUACGAUCCCGAUUCCGGAUUUCAAGCGCAUCAAGGAGAGGCUGUCGUUCAUCGUCGAGAACCCCGACGAGCAUGGGAAUGGGUGCCCAGAGGAAUUCGGCCUUUCUCGCGUGUCGUCGAAGAUGUCGGAUUCGAUCCCGGAAUUCAAGUCGGACUGUGGGGAGGCUGUUAAUAUGUGGGGUACGCGGAAGGGAUACGAAGGCUGGGCUCCUGCUACGCCCCCGAAGGAUGAUGCCCCACCGACAUCUCCGACGCAGAGACUUUCUGGAGAGGUCAAGAAGCGACCGCUGAGCUAUCGCAAACCUGUUCCUCCUAUCCCUACCGACUGUUGA